This is a messenger RNA of Pocillopora meandrina, 15932 nucleotides long. NCBI's taxonomy places the organism in Eukaryota, Metazoa, Cnidaria, Anthozoa, Scleractinia, Pocilloporidae. The record is from the annotation of a GenBank genome assembly.
CAUUCGUGUAAACGUAAAAUAUGGAGGUAAGUGAUGAUGGCAGAACUUCGCCCUCUGGUAGUUUAAAUAGUUCUCGAGAACGUUCAAACAGUGAUCCAGGUCGCAGAGAGAUGACCAUAGUCAUGAAUGGCGGGAAUACUGUGCCUACAAGACGAACACCAGCGUUUAUAAACUCCACGGAAGUUGACAGUUCUGUCGCAAGUGCAAACUCUACCCCGAGUACACCUCCUCCUGUGCGACGAAGCAAAUUGGCAGUGAGUAUAGGAAGAUUACUUCGACCGUGGAAAUGGCGAAGGAGAAAGAAAAGUCAGAAGUUCAUCACCACUUCACAAAGUAAGCAAUGUUUCAUUUUGUCUUUUUGUGGCCCCUAUUUGUUCAGUUUUUUAGAAGGUGUAAGUUGACGUUUCACCUAUGGAAAACCGAGAACAGGCUGUAGGUAUGUGCUCAGCCCUAUACAAUUCGUUCCUCUCGAAAGCAUUUAUUUUUCCUGCUAUUAGCUUCCAUCUUAGUUCCUUCUGAUUGAUUACCACUGGGAAGUUUGAGCCUGAAAGGAAUUACAACCGUACCUCUAAUUCCGCAUUUUGGACCUUCGAUUAAAGGGGUCGUUGAGUCAUUUUUUUUUUUUAACUGUUCUGGUAGGUUCUUUGCAAAUAUUUGUGUUUGCCACAUAUUGCCACGCUUAAUAAAUUGGAUUUUUUUUCUUUCUGAAAUAUUUAUUUUGAAAAUAUUUCAACGGCAAUGUAAUCCUUUUUACUAGACAUCUGAUAUAAACGAAAUCAAAUUUUGAUUCGACACGCACAACAAUGUGAUUUGGUCUGGUUGUGCUGGAUAAUUUUUUAUUCUUUGGCUGAAAAUUUCUCCAAAUUAAAUGUUACAUAUAUCAUUCAAUUCAUCAAACAUGCAUUCCUUUCUGUUUAAUGGCUUUGAGGAAAAAAAAAGCUCUAAUGAAGCUAACAAUUUCCUUCUAAUGCUUGGGUUAAAUUUUAGUAACACCGAGUCUCUUCUCUUUUUGAUACUUAUGGAUGUAUUUGAUUUAUUUGAACUUUUCUCCUAACCAUUUUUGGGGCUAAAUUAUUUUUACUAAUACCGUUAUCAACUUAAGGUCGAAUUAAUAUAGCUCAAUGUGUGAUCAAUUAUUGUGUAUAAUGCAUAUGAAAGUGCUUAAGAUUGUAAUUACCUUUCACUUCCCUGAAGAAGGGUGUUGGGUAGGUUCAUAGUGCUAAAUGUUUUUGUGAGCUCAACAACAUGAAAAUGACAACAGGGGAAAAAGUCUCUCUGAUUCCCUUCAUGUUGUGUGGUUCAGUCUGGCUUUUUAUUUCCUACAUAUUUUGAAUGUAUGAAAAGUUUCAUUUUGAAUUUAUGUUUUGUGGUUCCCAAGCGAAUAAAAUGGUCUAUUUUUCUAAUUUCUUGGUCAGAUUUAAAAAUGUGAGGCAAGAUUGGAAAAAAUAAUAAUCGCUUGUUCCAGAACCAUUAAAAGGUCUCAGCAGGACCUUCCUCUGAGUGAUUACAUCAGGAAUAGACUUGAUGCAUUUUGUAACUGCAAAACAUUUUUAACAGAGAAAUUAUAUUGUCAUAGAUAUUUCUAUUUGCAUAUGUUGCUUCAAUUAUUAUUGCAUUUUUAUGAUAUUGUCCUUUGCUGUAGGAAAGUGAUAAAUUGGAUCACAACUACAAUUUUUUGUGAUAUUUUGAAUGUGUUUUUGAUAUUUUGAGAUCUGUUAGAAGAAGAACUUUAGUUUGUUCUUUUAUUUACCUGGACACUCUUUCAUUGGCGCAUUGAUUGUUCAAAAUUCAUAAGAUCACUUGACCGCAGUUCUUUGCUUUACCAGCAUUAUAUUACUUUACAAUAUAUUUCUAGCACAAGAAGGAAUUCCUAUUAUAUGUUUUCCAACUUCUAGCCUUUAUUUUAGUGACUUUAAGUAGUAGUACUAGGUGACAAAAUGAUAUGAUCACAUUCUUUAUAAAAGCAGUGUAUAGAUUUCUUUUAACUACAAGUCAUUCCAGAGUGAUGAUAAUGUGGUUUGAUUAUUUUGGUGUCUUGUCUGGAUGAGCAAUACAUAUAAAACUGUUGACCACAAGGAUUUGAAAUAGCCUUCAAGAUGUAGAAAGGCAGGGAAUAUCUCACCAUUAAACUUGGUUAAGUAUUACAUUAUUUUUACUGAAAUAUUUUGAAAAACAGUUAAGUUGUGUAAAGUACAUUAUUUAUACCAUCCAAGUUAUUGACAUAAAUUGUUUUGUUAUUUUCUUGUGUGAUAAUAUAUAUUGAUUCUCUUCUCAGAUCUGGAAAGAAAAUUAUCGGUACGCACUAACAGAGAUGAGUUGAUAAAGAAAGGAAUCCUUCCAGUCACAUCUGAAGGUGAACUUUAUAGUCUGCUGUGACUACCAAGUUUUUACAAGAAACAUUCAGGGAUAUAUUGUGUCAAUGGAAACUUAGAAAAUGAGUUGUAGACCAAUAAUAUAGCUUUUGCUACAAAAAAAAAAUCAAAGAUAAUUUAAUAUAGAAAAACAGUUUGAGUUUUAAAUUGGUUUAUUUUAAAUCAGAGUAUCUAACCUGUUAAGUUUAGAUUUGAAUACAUUUGAAUCAUAGCAUCUCACAUGGUUAAUUGAUGAUCAUUAUGUAGUUGAUUUGAAUUAAAUUACCAAGUAACUAACUAGGAGAAUUUGGAAAGGUGAUGUUUUGGGCAUUGGCCAUUUGUCAGGCUUAACUGUAUUUUUAAGUAUUGUUAAUGUUUACUUCCUCCUGAUACAUAGCAAAUCAGCUAUCAAUUUUAAAUAAGUGAUUUAAAGGGCUAAGAUUUCCAUUACAACAUAAGCAAAACCCUGAGCAAUUUUGAGAUCUUAGAAGGGAAAUGGUAAAAUGCUCAGCAUUUUUGUUUGCUGGUUUCAUUAAGAGUUUUAUUUGUGUGCUGUUCUUGUUUUGAAUACCAUUGUUGCAACCAUUGAAAGCAGAAAGGCAGUCAAGACAGGACUAUAUUCUGUCAUUAAACCUGCAGUGGUGUUUAGGAUACAGUUAAGCUCUUUCAUUAGUCUACACAAAGAACUGAUCUUAGUUAACCGAAUUAGACUUCUCUCAGUUAGCUUUCUUUGGAUGUGUACUAUUUUAACAUGUCUUUAUAAUCUUGUACUUGUUUACUUGCUUAUUAUUACAUUAAAAUUUUAUCAAUCAAACAUUAUUUUCAGAGAAAGAAAACGAGAAUGAUUCAGGUGAAGUCCAAUGUAAUGGUCCAUUACUGGAAAACAGGCUGCCCAAUGAAAGUGAAGAGAAAUCCAUAAAAUCAGGUCAGCCAAGGAGUGCUUUGAGAACUCCACUUCAACAGCGAGACAAUCUACCUGCUGGAAAUCAAAUCAAGAAUGAUUUCCAAGUUCAACAAUUAGAUACUUUGAGUAUGAUGGACCAGCUGGCUCAGGAAUUAGGUGAGAUGAUGUUAUCUUAACUACUGAAUGCAAUAGAACAGGUUAAAUCAUGUUUAUUAGGAGGUAAUGUACAUAGUUCUUAUUCAUAGGCCUGUGUAGCCUUCUUUUGUUUUGAAAUUGUUUAAAAAUUGAUUAAUAAAUAAUUAAUCUUUUACAGUGCUUGAGAUCGUAGUAUGUUGCGUUUUUUCAGAACAUGCUUGAAUUGCUUUACAUUUGUAUUUUAUAUACUUUUAGUCUUGUCAAUUUGUUGUAGUUUACAUUAGACUACUGAAUUGUAGGGGUGAGAUGGGCUGAUAGAUGGCAUGAUAAAAAAAGAAGAAAAUUGUACUGUUUACAUUGACCUUGAGCACCAAUCCAUUUGUGCCCCAAAACCAACCUGGUCUGUCUGUACUGAUGAAACAACUGUUCUUCCUCUUUACUCAUUAGCUAUAAAUUGCAGUUAACGACUGAGGACAAUACUAUGUAGUGAGGUUGAUAGUAUGCAGAUUGACGAAUUUCCUCUCUUUAAUUGUAACAGCUCGUCGAAACACUGGAGACAGUUCAACAAUUGAACAGACAGUCCUUCAAACUCAAAAUAAUAGACAUUGUAGUUCUAUUGGCCAACAACCAAGGUAAUACAGUUGAUGCUACAACAUUGAAAGUCAUGCUAUGUACUAGACUAGAUUAAGGUCAUGAAACAAACUAUACACAGUUUGCGGCUUCUGGUGACUUAAAUGUUUUGACUCUUUAAAAAAUUAGGGCCAGAAGGUCAUAGGGCAGUAUUUGCCAAUGUCAUAAUUAUCAACUAUCUUAAUAGACUAAGAUUUAAGAUUCCUGCUGCCUUUGGUUAAUAAUUAAAAAAAUAAAACAAAAACAAAAAAAGGAAGGAAUAAUAGGAUUGAAAGAUAAUCAUCUUCUUUAUACAAGAAUCUCAUAAGAAAAUGGAGUAAUUUGGUAUUAUUAACUGAGUCGAUAACGUAAGUUGGCCAGCAAGAUACAGUGUAUGUCCAGAAAUCAUGCAGUAAUGAAAAUGGUGAAUAUUUGUCAAAAUCGUCAAAUCUGCUAAGCUAAUUUUGUUUUGACCAAUUAACUAAAAAUUGUCAAUUCCACCAAGCUGAUUUAGCUCUGAUGAAUCUUGACUGAAAUUUGCCAAAAUUGUCAAAUCCAUGAAGAUUUAUUCAGUUUGACUUAAAUUGCCCAAAUCUGCCAGUUUGGUGUUAUAAAUAUAUAUAUUUAACCAACCACAAAACAGGCCUGUAGGGAUGAACUUGUAGUUUAUUUAUCUUUUUCCUCCCACAUUAUAUACAUCGCUCUACUCCUAAGUAUUGAGCACUGUUUUACGAUAGUCAGAAUUUUACACUGUAUAUAUAUACACUGUAUAUAUAUAUACACUGUAUAUAUAUAUAUACACUGUAUAAUAUAUACACUGUAUAUAUAUAUAUGUGUGUAUGUGUGUAUAAAAAUAAAACCUCCAUGUUAGCACGUAGAGUGGUAUGUUGCCCACACCAAUCAGAUUGCUGCAUUAGGGUAUGUAUCUCAUAUAAACUUUGUCAGAAAUAAAAAGAAUUGGUUUUUAUUUAAGAUCUUGUCUAGAAAGCCAAGUUUUUUUUUAAAAAAUCUGACUGAUUGACAUGAUGAGUCUUUACAGAUGUGUUGUUGUCACACAAUAGCUCGUUCGCAUCUAAAGCUUUUUCGGUCUUUGGCGACAUUUACCUUGCUUUGUUUGCCUUGAGAUCCUUAUAAACUUUGUUGGAAAUAAAGAAGAUUGUUUUUUUACUAAAGAUCUUGUCUAGAAAGCUAAGUUUUCUUAAAGUAAUCUGAUCAACUGACAUGAUGAGUCUUUACAGUAUUGUCACACAAUAACUCAUUCGCGUCUGAAGCUUUUAUAUUCAUUGGCGAUGUUUACCUUGCUCUAUUCACCAUGAGAUCCUUAUAAACUUUGUUGGAAGAAAACAAAAUUGUUUUUUCACUAUAUAUCUUUUACUUUUUUAUAUGUCUAUCUUCUAAUAAGUUGUACUGGAUUAAAGACCAACUUGCCAACUUGCCUUACUCGAUUUUAAAUGUUGGUGAGUUGGCGUUGGCGAGUUGAACUGUCGGCAACUUGACUGGAUACCCUUGCAAAUGAUGUCAGGGAAUCAGGGGGCUGUGCACAAAGAAGGACAUAAACCAUAAAAUUUGUUUGACAAGUGUAAUGGUUUGUGGCCUUUGUGGGAGCCUUGUCAAUUAAUGUCAAGAUUUAUUGGGAUAUGAAAGGUUCACAUUUAACCUUUUUGUAUCAUUUUUAUGUUAAAACAUAUUUUUUCCACUCCUUUACUCUUGAUUGUAUUCCACCAAUCAAAUUCCAGUUUGACUUCACUCCAUCACGUGUCAUUUCUAUGUAAACAACCUGCAUAUUCUGACUGCUUUGUCCAACACCACUGAAAAGAAUUCACAUGGAACUAAAUGCCACAGGCAGUAUAUUUUCCACACAAUUCUCUUGCAUUAUGAUUUUUUCUAUGAAUAAAAUUAGCUUUUAGCUACCUUGGACUUAAUCCAAUUGUGUGUUAAUUCAUUGUAAACAACUGGCCCCUCGUCAGAGCAAAUGGACAAAUCUGACAAAUUGCUAGUGCUCAAAAUGUUAGCUUUGAAACUUUUGUACCAAUGUGCAUUAUCCAUCUGGUAAAUGAUACCAAAUUACCCAGUUAUACUCUCCCACUGACACAAGCCCACACUUUCUUCUGAAACUUACCCCCUUUGAUCAGUGGAAGAUGCUUCCAAGGUAUUGUAGUGAGUUGCAGGUCAUAGCUUUGGACCUUUUACUUUACAACAAAAAGGCUAAAAUUGAAUUCACUUUCAUCACCAGGCUUGAAAAAGGUUCCUAUAUGUAAAUCGUAAACUGAUAAAUAUUUAACUUUUUUGUGUAGAUUUGUUGUUGUUCAAAGUGUUGGGAAAAAAACUAGUGGUGAAGGAGAAUGCUCGGAUAAUGAAAGUUUGCAACAUGCAAGUUCAGGAAGUGAAGGAAGCUUUUCUGACUCAGAGGAAGAGGAGGAAAAUCGAGGAAUUGUUACAGGUAUUGAAUUUGAUUGUUUUUGGACUCAUUAUAGAAUUAUAUUCAUGUAACAGUUUGUUCAGUAAGCUGUACCUCUAAUCUCAAAGCUUCAGUUUUGGAAAAGUCUUAACAUAAUUGGUGAGUAUGAGGUCCAUCUUGAUGGAAAGAUUGGUACACAAAUUGUAUAGGAGAUGUCAGUUUGAAGUACAAUUGUUCACAAGACUGCACUUUUUCUUACCAUCGCCACAAAUAAUCUGAUCCCAGAAUGCCAGUGCUUUCUCUUGAACAAAUACCUUUUUUAUGAUUAAAUGUUUACUCCUAACAAAAUGAGUAAUGUAGGAGAGGUCUACCGAAUUCACACGUGUAUAGGCCACAUUUGUGUAUAGGCUGCAUUUGUGUAGCACCCUGAUUUUUGACCAUAUUUUCUUGAAAAAAAAUGAUUUCAUGUUUUCUCCAGAGGGCGAAAGGCCUGGCAAAUGCCACAUACUGCCAAGAGAUAUUUGUUUAUGUCGCAAAAUUCAUCACAAUAAAUAAUCUGACAUAGUAUGCCAUCGAUUAAACAAACAUUGCAAAUGCAAACAACAAUAGCUAGUCAUAUCUUCAAAACAGUCUUAAAGUUCAAAAAAAGGUAAAAGAAAAGAUUAAAGAAAAGAUACCUGGGUAAUUUGUGCUAGAUUUGUGUUCCAAGUAUUCUAAGAGUGCAUUCCUUUGGGAGGAUUCGCAUUUGGAUUUGUGAUCCAAGAUCACACAAAUCGUGGUGCAUGAAAGGAAUGGAGUUUUAGGCGAGCUCUCAGAGAAUUCCAAAAAGUGCGCUAUUUCAAGACUUUAGUAUGCAUGUGGGUUACUGAGCUCUUCCCAGAAUGGCUCGUUAUUAGAAGCACAUUUUUUCAUGGUAAACUCAAACAAUGGAAUUAAAACAGAAGCAAGUAUUAAUUACAAUAUGGAUACUUGGGAACCCUGAAUGCCUGCAAUCAGUGGCCAAUUGAUUUAACAUUACAAAAUUGAUUUUAUUUUGCCUUUAUCGCAGAAUUUGUAGAGCGAUUGCCAACAAUCUUUCCGGCCAAUUUAUGAAGUACCUACCUGUUUGAAAUUGAGCAUUGCUGGGCAAAAUGAUUAAAUUUGGAUCCUUUGACCAAAGGAACGUGUUGGAUCAGUCUUUAGAUCACGCAGAUCAGUGAUCCAAUGAAUCCUUGUCCAGAGUGGAUUUGGUAGAUCACUGAUCUGAAAAUGGAUUUGCCUGAAAGGAACGCCACAGAUCAGAAAUCCUGAUCUGGAUUCUCCCAAAGGAACGCACCCUAACAUUUUGUUUAUUUCCUCAGUAAUGAUCGCGUGAAGUUGUGUACGUGAUCAGGGACAUGAGCAAACAUAGUUUAGCGGCCUUGCCUCUUGAUGAAAGAGGGAAACUGGGGUAAAGAUUUAAGUUAUACCAUGUAUAGGCUGCACCCCCAUUUUGCACAAAAUUUAUUUGGAAAAAAAGUGUGGGGGAUUUGUUUGCAGUAAUAGUGAAUACAGUAUUAUUGUGUACAGUAUUAUUUUUAUUCCUUUAUGUAUGCAAAUUAACAAUUGGUUCAUACAUCAGCGUGCAUUCAUCGAGAUAUGAAGCACUUGGGAAGUUUGGAGAGCACAAAAGAUGUGCGAGAGUUGCUUGAGGUGUAGCUGAGAGCAACUCUAGUAUCUUGAGUGCUCUCCAAACUUCUCAAGUGCUUCAUAUCUCGAUGAACGCACAGCUGAUGUACGAACCAAUUGUUUUAUAACAUUUUCAACCUGAUGGAAAAUUUUUUUCUCGAGGGAUUUGUUUGCUGAUAUCAUGAAUAUGCACAAUAGGAAUAUGAAGUAUGCUCGCACAAUUGAAUAUGAUUAGACAAAUUUACUAGCUAUGUUAUAAAAGUACUUAAUAAAUAAUCCUCUUCAACAAAAUGUAUUUGGAAAAAAAGUGCAGCCUAUACAUGUGGGAAUAUGGUAUUAUUGCAUACAGUAUUUUUUUUAUUCCUUUAUGUAUGCAAACAGUGCUUAAUAAAUAAUCCUCUUUGUAGUAAAGUGGUGCUGUGGCCUAUAAAAUUACAAAUUCUUAUUUUUUUUCUCAAGCAUUUCAGUGGUCCAGAAUCCUAAAUCCUUAAAUCUGAUUGGCCAAUUCCACACUUCAGCAGUCCAUAUUUUUCCUAUCCAGAUCCCAGAUACAGACUGCUCCAAGUUUUGCAAUUUGCAAUUGUCAUUCUUUUCAAAAGGGUGAACUGCCUUGUUUUUUUUUUGAUUUUUUAGGCUUAGCAUCUAAGCUUAAAAGGACAGAUAGUUUGGCUCAAAAAUUGAGAACAAGACCAAGUCAAGGUGAACUUGAGGCCAGAAACAUACUGCCAAGUAAGUGGAAAAUUAUUUAUUUGUAAUAGCAUACAUUGAUGAGACUGUGAAGUUUUGUCAUGUAUCCAAGACAUAUUCUGUGGAAAUUUGUGGGAUAGUUCUGUUAAUAACUGUAUAGCUUUAUUAAUAUCUUUCAAGAUUACAGUAUUGUGUAAUAUUUUACAAAGAAUGAUAGCAAUAAUACCCAAUGUUAAGAAAUUUUGCUGACUAUUUUUUCAUCAAGUUUAUCAAGAGUCUAGUUAUAUUUGAUGUGAAUAACAUUAGUAAAUCAGUAAUAGUGAACCAUGGUUCCCAUUUUCAACUGUAGGUAACCUUUCGGUCAACUGUCGGCUGACAGGUUACCUGCACAUUACUGACAGGUGGCCAACAGUGUUUAGUAGACCAAAAAUUGACUGAAAACAGUAAAUAGAAACAUGUUAUUUGCAUUGUUCAUACCUAACUACUUGAUUCUGUUUUAACGGUAAAAAUAAGCUUGUUUAACCCACUCUCAGACUGUAAGUACCAAAAUUUAGUAGUAAAUGUAGUACCUAUUUUUUAUAUCCUUGUUUGUACAUGAAAAGGCUUCUUUUUUUCCAUUUUGCAAGUGAAUGAACCAACAGGUCAAAUAGUUCUAACCAAAUAAAGACUUUCUUAAAAGGGUUUUGGAAGCAGUGCAUUAAGGGGAUUGGGAACUAGAAAAACCGUUUUUUAUGUCGGUCAACAGUUGGCCAACAGUAUCUUUCAGGAGCUGUUCUUCACUUUUACCAGUAAAUCUAUUUGUCAGCCUUGAUUUAUGAAAAUUGAACAAGUCUCUAUAUUACAUAUUAUUCUCUGUGCGUGGCUGCCACAAGGUUAAAUGUUGUUUACUUACUAGGAGUUUUAGGAGUUAUAGGUCAAAAACAGUGAGAACCUUCCACAGAUUUGAAAGUAGACCUCGAAAAAAAAGAAAUAUUCUGAUAUGACUGACAACUGCUGUCUGCAAAUGCUUCAAAUUGCUCCAGUUAGUACAAAGUGUAUUUAAUUUGUGAAAAUACAUGAACCUUUUUUGUUUUAUUUUAUACUUUGGUAUCUGUAUAACAUUAAUGUAAAACUGAAAGGUGGCCAAGAGAAUCAAAUAUAAACUUAUGGCCAAAUGAUAUUUCACUGUGGCUGGGACUGCCUAAUAUCAACUGUGUAUAACAGAGGUUGUCUCUUUUUUUCCCCUUUUGCUCAAGAAGGAAGAUAUUUACAUACAUGACGUCACUGCAUGAUAUCCAAUCAAACUGCAUAUUGCAUAAUAUAUGUCUAAGUAUGUGACUACCAUUUGUAGUUUAAAAGAUAACAAUAAAUAAUUGCUUUACAGUUUUGGAUAUUACUUUUUUGAUUUUAGAUUUUCAAUAUAUCAGCUGUACAAGCCUAGGUUUAGAAUUUAAACAAGCAGCAAUGAAAAGCUGAAAAAAAUUCCUUAAAGAUUCAAUACCUAGGUAUGAAAUUGGUAAUAAAAUCAUUUCAGAGUGAAGUUUAUAGGAAAUUUUAGAAAUAAAAAUGAGUCUCUUUUAUCUAAUAUUUUUAAUCUUCAGUGCCUCAAUAAGCCCUGCAGGGGUUAGUAACAUUCUUUGUUAUAGCUUUACUCAUAGGCCAAAGUUAAUUUAUGUUAUUGUUUAUAUUUUUUCUACAAGGAACAACAGCUUAGCUUUGGUAAUGUGGGUUUUAUUUGUGGCACAAUCUUUCCAAUACUCAAAGGAAGUGACCAGCGAUUGGUGUUCAGAGCACAUAAUUUUUAAAUUUGCUUCAUUAUUUGUUUAAUGAAUUGAAUAACAUAACUUCUAUUUUAAAUAAGUGUAAAUGUGGAUCUUUAUGGACCACAGGAAGGAAGAUCUCUGGAAAAAUUGCACACGUUAUCAGAAAUGUUGAAUUGGGAGUAAAAAUGUUGAAUUUGUGUAGCAGAUUUGAAUGAAUGUUUGAUAUUGUGCAUGAGUUUUGUCUUACUUUGACACAUAAUUAUUCUCAAAACACCUGUCCUUUCACUGAUCAAUACCAAUUAGCCAGCCCUCCAAUUACUUGAAAGCCAUUCUUUGUUACACCUGGUGUAAAAACAGGGAAAAAAGAGUAGGCCAGACUGCUUUUCUUGUCCAUCAGGAUUAAGCCAUAUUUUUGACAUUGAUAAUCCAAAACUUGAACUCUUUGAAUGAAGAAUUCUACAGAAUGCAAAAUGAUUUUUAUUCGUCAAAUUGUCACUUUAGUUGGACAAACUCAGUCUGGAGUGCUGGAUUUAAGUAAGCUGGUUGUAAAUAUCUUCUAAUUUUAUUGUAAGAAUUGAUAUUGCUGAUGAUAUAACCAGUAGAUUAUAAUCACUGGCAAUUUUAAGCAAUGAGUACUUUUUUUCAAACAUUUUAAAACAGUGAUUGAGACAUGGCUCCUGUUAGUUAAUGAUAGUCUUUUGGAGAAGUUUUUUUUGUGGAUAAAUGUGUGAGCAAUGUUAUGAUUGUCAUGAUUAAUGUAAUUUUUCAAUCCCAUUUACCCUGGUGUACUAACCAAAAGAGCCAGAAAAUCAAGUUUGAUUCUUAGAAAGUAGCUUUCAAACUUCCUUUCACAUUUUAAACAUGACAAGUAAAUGCUGCUGUUAAUGGCCCUAGUGUGGACUGUUAUUGGUUGCGAAUUAAGUUCUUGCCUUGCUGCAAGGAGUCACUUAUUUCAACAUUUAAAACUUAGUUAUACUGUAAUUUGUGAGAUGAGGUAUAUUAACAUAAAGGCCAGCUCAAAGUACUUCAGAAUUUAACAGUGAUCCAUAGUUUGCAACCUUCUGGAUUAGGAAAGGUUGUUGUAAAUUUAUCUUUUUAAAAGUGUAAAAUGUAAACUCUCCAGUCUUGACAGAGGAUGAAUAUUCACAGUACUUUUUUAAAUUAUGAGAAACCUGUCAUGGGUUUCUAAUUCUUAAAUAGCUCAAUUCUAUACAUCACAACUUUAUCAUGUCAUCAUAUUAACUUUCAUUUGAAUGAUUUCUUUUUCUUUGCGAAAAAUAUGCAGAUAAGAAAUACAUAUAUUGGGCAUGAAAAAUCAGUAGAUAAGCACAUAAUUCAUGAAUUGGUCACAUGUUAUGGAGGUUGUUUGUUGUGUUUUGGCCCAGGCUACAGACUUACUUUGCUUUGUACUGCAUGUGUUUGCUCUUAGUGCAAUCUCACCAUUGUUCAUGAUGAUGCGUUGAAGUUUGUUGUCUUAAAGUUGAAGGCACAGUUACUUUUUUCCAUUAUGUUGAUUGUUAACAAGAAAGAAGGCAAUUCCAUAUCAUUUAUAAGUUGUAUUUGCCUGUCAUUUUCAUUGGCUUUCUUCCCUACCUGGCCACAGAAUUCCAAAAUAUAUAACACAUAGCAAUAGAGUCUGGAAAACACUCAAAGGAAUAAAAGGCCUUAAAGGGAAGUACAGGUAGCCUCUGUAGGAUGCUGGGUAAUUUCUGCACACACUUCACAACAACAAAAAUAUAAACAGCAGAUGGUGAUUUGAAAAAAUUAAACUAUCAUUAUCAACUUAUAAUUAUCAUGAUAAUAAAACUUGUCUUUUGGAUAUGACCAUGUCUAUAUUUAAUGAGUUCUUGAUUUCUUGUUGUUUGCAAGUCACUUUGUUAUGUUGAUGAUAAUUCAUCAUUUUUCUUCCAAAUUGUCUCCAAGCAAAAACAGAGGAAGAAAAAUUAGAGAGGAAAAAUGAAGUUGGAACUAAACUUAUAAGGUGAGUUUAAUUGCCUCUUUUCUUUUUGUCAUGGAACAUAACUCUCCUCUCUUUGUAAAAUUGAUCAGUAGUAUUUUGCCCUUGGUUUUGUACAUGGAAAUUUAGUUUAUCAAAAUUUCCUCCUAUCAUUGAGAAAAAUUGCCAUGCUGUUCUAUCAAUUAAAGAACUGAGACUAAAAUGUUUGACUUGUGUUCUAUCCAAAGUUUAUUCCAUAUGUUCUUUAAGCAAUUUACAUGAUGAUGUUGUGUUUACUGAACUGUUGGUCCAAAUUUCUUAUGUAAUUUGAGAACAGAUUCCUAUAAAUACUCAAUUAAGGGUAACCAUUUGAACAGGUGUUAAGUUAUACAGAGAUAUUUGAUUGGUCUACAUGCCCUGCCACCUGCUGAAUAAAUCAGACAAGCAUUAAUGAGGCCUAAAGAAAAUAAUCUUUCUUCCUCCUAUGAAAUUGCCAUCAAUAUGACUGAAAGGAUUUUUGAAAGGAAGGCAGUGCGUUGUUCUGUUUAUGUUUAGAUGACUGUAACAAAAUAGAGUCAGACACGUGGUGUAUGUGAGCUCUGUACAAAUGAUUAAUAAAUACCUUCCUUCUGUAUGUCGGUAUUUAAUUGUUAAUCACUGGUGAUAAUUAAUGACAGGUGUUCUAUGUACAGAAUAAACAGCCCAAUAUGAUAUGUAGGACAACAGUAAUGAAAUGCAAAGUACACCUUGAAAGUGAAUGUCAGAUAGUUAAGGAAGGAACAUCUUUGGAGGGAGACAAUUAUGAUUGAUUAAUAUUUCUGUGACAUCGUGGAGUGAUGCAAGAUGUAGCAGCAUCCAUUAUGUCACACAUUGUACUAGGAACAGUGUAUUAUCUGGAAUGUUUUGUAGAACAGAUGUUCAUCCUCCUUCAUAAUGGCACAAAUGAUAACAGUAGCAUGUUUUGUGACUUGUUGUGGAAUCUAGAAGUAGCUUUCUACUAUUUUCUUUCAAGAUGUAUUAAAUAUUUGUAAGUUUGCUGCAUACCUCAGAUAUUACUCAGUUGUAUUUGCACUAUGGUUUAAACAAGUGCAUGACCUUUCCUGGAAAUUUAUGGAUAAAAGUAACUUGUAAAUAUUUCUUUUGUGAUAAAAUCUAGAUGUAGUAGUUGUCUAUAUGUUUAGCAUCUGAAGCACCCAACUUAAUGUUUUGUUUGAAGUGUUUGGAACAAACUCCUCUAUUUAGCUAUCAAAGCAAAAAAUAUAUGUUGUGAACAAUACGUAAGAGCAGAAUGCUUCAAAUUUUUCUUGUAACCUUUUUCUGAGUUCUCAAAAACUCGAGCAUGUUGACCUCUAUUGUAGCCAUUGAUAGACAGCUUCUGUAUUUUUGUUAAAAUUGUAGAUUUUGUAUUGAUUUGAGUGUUAUUUAAUAUUUUUAAGGCUAAACUUAGAGUUGGUAAUAUCUUAUUCCCCAUAUUUGUUGAUUAACAUCACUUUACUAUCUCUUGUUUUACUCUUUUUAUACUAUCCUUGCAGACGGCUGAGCACACGACCUACUGCACAAGAACUUAGGGAAAGAAAUAUUUUGAAAUGUGAGUGACUUUAUUUAUAAGUAAUAUAAUGAUACAUUUUAUUAGUUGCAAUGUAUUUUUUGAAGAAGGCAAAAUGUAAGGAGUGAGAAAAAUAAUAUGCAUGGCUGUAAAUUUUAUUUCCAUGUACAAUAUUAAACAAGAAGGAAAGUAACAUUGCAUUUUCUCUUCUUCUUUGCUAUGUAGGCAAUCACAUAGCAAUCUAUGAAACAAAGACCUAUCCACUCGAUAGUGUUACCCUGGUCCAACUGAGAUGCCUUUAACCUCAUUUUUUGUGUAAAUGCAUGUACCAGUAUAACACUUCCUCAUUUUAAAAUAUUUUUCUUUGUUCCAAACUAGUCAUGUAUGGUUUAUUAAGUAUAAGACGGGUUCCUCUUUUCUGCGUAAUCUUCACUUUUAAUGGAAAGAUGAUGUGAAAGUCCAAUAGCAAUAGUGUAUCUUCACAUAUUAGACUAUCUCUAACUCUUAACAGCAGAAACUUAAAAACCUUGUAUUUCCAAAUGUAGUAGCUUUCUAAAUGACUGGUUUAUUCAGAAUGCUUAUCCAUAGUUUAACUUAUUAUAUGCCAACAUCACAGCAUCCUCAGAGGAAGAGGCUAAAGAAGAAAAGGAGGAAAAGAAAAGGGUGUUAACUAGAAAGGUCUGGUUAAUUUGAUUCAAAAGAACAUUUUAGAAAGUGCAGUGGUAGGCCUAACCUUACAAAGUAACAUUUUCAAUUCCUUUAAUAAAAAAAAUUGCUUUCAAUAAGUACUAGAGGAAUAAUUUUGUUUCAUUUGCUAACAAUUUUCAUUUUGACUUCUAGUAAAUCAAAUCUAGUUUGUAACCUGUGGCUUUGUGGGACUUUGAAAGGUUGAGAAAAAUAAAUGGAAAUCUUUUCAUUACUUUGUUUGUCCAGUUUGCACCUCAGAAUUUGAAUGUGGUCAGUGACACAAAUCUGGUUAUGGGUGUGUCACAAUUUAGUCUCCAUGAGAGCUUAUUUUAUGUCAUGAAAUGAUUAACUAAUGGAAUAAUUACCAGGCCAAACAGGCUCUUAAAUAGCCAACAACAAUUUAUUUGCAGGAAGAGAGAAUUAAGUUCAACUUGUUUAAAUUUGUGUAUUGCAGUUAAGUAGAAGGCCUACAGUGCAAGAGUUGAGAGCAAAGAAGAUUCUUAAAUUUAACGAUUAUGUUGAAUGUGUUGAUGUCCAUGACUAUGACAGAAGGUAAAAAUUUACUAUUAAUUUUGUCAUUCCUUGUCAAACAUUGAUUUCUUUGUGUGAAAGUUAAAAACAGUAAAUUUUAGUAGAUGUUCCUGUAAGCAUCCUGUACUGUACUCAGCAGUUAACACCACAAAAAUUUAUAAGACAUUAAAUUCAGUGACUGGUAACCUCAAAAGAACUUGGCUCGAGGAUUGCCCUAAAACAGAAGGAAACUACAAACGUAUGUGUAAUGUGGGUAAUGUGAGUUGAUUUUAUGGUAUGUUGGAGAACUUCAUUUUGUUUUUGUUUAUAUCAUAUUUAGAGCUGACAAGCCGUGGACUAGAUUGACUCCUGAAGACAAGGUAACUUGUAACUUUUUUGGCCAUACACCACAACUUUAUUAACAUAUUUUUGGAAGAAAAUAAUUGCAAAUAUGAUAGGAGGACAGGAAUAGGUAAAGAUUUCCCAGAUUGACUCAAAAACUAAUCUGACUGAGUAACAAGGUGCUUGUCUUAACCAUCAUCCCCAUUUACAGGUAGUAAUGGCCACUUUUUUUGCCCACAUAGGCACCAAAAAGUAUGAAGAAAUUAUUAAUUUUUUGUGGCCUAAGAAACAAUUAAGGACAUAAGUUAGAUGACAUGCAUACCAGAAUGGAGAUAUUUUUUUCUACUUUUUUUGAAGGCUGCAAUUCGCAAAGAGCUUAAUGAGUUCAAGAGUAAAGAGAUGGAAGUGCAUGAAGAUAGUAGACAAUACACAAGGUAA